This is a messenger RNA of Lathyrus oleraceus (garden pea), 4382 nucleotides long. Its product is annotated as calmodulin calcium-dependent NAD kinase. Gene Ontology annotation, molecular function: kinase activity; ATP binding. NCBI's taxonomy places the organism in Eukaryota, Viridiplantae, Streptophyta, Magnoliopsida, Fabales, Fabaceae. Bases 2193 to 3731 code for a protein of 512 amino acids. The transcript has 9 exons. The record is from RefSeq and is a predicted model, not a curated record.
AGACGUCUCUAGGGUCGUGUCCGAUCAAGGGUUGAUACCCCUUCCUUGCCCCAGGUGAAAACCUGAUUCGAUGUUGACGCGGUAGAGACUCACAUCAGCCUCUGAAGCGGCUAGCUACCAAGACUGGGUGAACCCAUUAUUUCAACUUUGUUUUCUUUGUCUUUCACUGUGCUUUUGCAUUGUGAGAUUUGGAUUGCUUUUGCCAUAUUCUUUUGUCAUUCACCUCAGAGAUUUUACUAUUCUUUAUGACCUCUAGGAAAAGGAAAAAAAGUCAGUGCAAAUAUAUUUAUUCUUACGGGAAGAAAUGUCAUUAUAUCAUAGUAGUAAUUUGCCUUAUACACAUGAAAUAAGGGAAAAUUUAACCAAGUGGAUUAAUUGUUUCUUAUUGUCCUUCAGUUUACUAGGUGGUGAAGAAGUCACAUAGAUCAUUCCAUGAGUUAAUGCUUUCAUUUGAAGGGUCUUACACCACGUCAUGGCAGCUCCGAUAAGGGUUAUCGCGAAGAGCUUACACUUACGGCCCCAUGGGUAUGAUAGUAGUCCAACCUGUUAUCGACGUGCUACACAUGUUCGUCAGGGUCUCCAAUUCCGUCAUAGUCGCCCAGGUUUAGAGGUUUCUCUAGAGAUCUGGGACUUUUGCUAUCAAGGAUGUGAGAAAACACCAGGUUCCUCUUUCGUUUUGUAGUUGGAGCAUCCACGUCGUAUUUUUCUCUCCCUUGGGAAUGGUGCUUCAGUGAUCGACGGUGGCUACGGGCUUUAUGUGUCCCCUACUUCGGUGGCUCAUUCCCCUUCCCUUGGAUUCGAGAGGAAGAGUCUUGUGAUCCCUAUUUUGAUGGAAGCUUGGAGAUCAUGGAGUAACUUCAUGUGGUGUGGCCGCUCUGAUGGAUAUUCGAUCUGGUAUCGCGGCGGGAUUGUCGUGUGAGGUCGCUCCACGUAUGUUACUAUCUCUUAAAGGGGCAUAUUAUAAGUUUUCUUCAAUUCUUAUAAUCAAUGUCUGCUAGGAAUUGAGAAUCAGUGCAUGCCUAGAUUGGCUUGUAGUAGUUGCAGGCUAGGAAGCAUCUCUUGUACUGGUACUAGAGGUUGUAAGGGAGGUAGGUUCGAAGGUUCACUUUCAUAAGGCAGAGGUAAAGGUUAAGAAGUUAGAAAAGUUUGGAAUGCUCCUUGAUUGGCUCUUGGAGGAGCCAAAUCCCGCAGUGUUGGAACGAAGAGUGAGGUCACUAAAAUAGGAUUGUCUAUCUCCGACAAAAGAGGAUGAGCCCUAUUAGCUUUAACAGAUGCAACUUUGACAGAUCGAGUGAUUUUUGAAUUCACCAUAUCUUCAGGAGUUCGAUACCAAAUUGUACAGGAAGAGAUCAAUGUUUGAGAGGAGAAUGUCGAAGAACUGGAUCUGGAUCUACGGUAGAGAAAACGGUGGUUCUUUGUGGAACUCAUAGGAAUCAAAAGUUGAUUCUCACACAUGGCACCACUAUUUGAUUCAUAUUUAGAAAUGAUCGGUAAAAUGGUAAAGUAAUGUCUUGCUACGAUGGAUUUGUAUUUCCGAUGCGGCAGAGACGGACUGAUAUGGAAGGUUAUCAUUUCAACGCCUUGACAGUGAGAGAAUAAGGAGUAAUGUGAGUGACAAAGGAUUUGAAUACCUAAAUGACAUGAUUUCCUCCUUAUAUAACGUAAGCGUUAAAAAUCGUCCGUGUGAGAUGAGACGUGUUGCGCGAAUAACUGUUGGAUCUAAUUCGACUGUAUUUGAAGCAUCGAAAGAGCAGACUCGUCUACUCUUGAUAGAGUGAGAUCACCUACUCUUUGCGAGCGGCUCAGAACAUUUCCUAUUAUAAAUUAUUUAUUUAUUUUAAAUAUUAUUUUCUUCUAUUAUUAUUUUAGAAAUUAUAUUAAAAAAUGUAAAUAUUUUUUAUUUUAAUUAUUUUAUUAUUAUUUUUCGAAUAUUAUAAUAUUAUAUAUAUAAUCAAUAAACAAACUUCAUGCGAACUUAAUAGUGCCAUGCAAAGUUGUAGAUCCACAUGUCAACUUUACGACAUAUUCCAAACAAACAUAACUGUUAAUAUCCAACAAACAACGAAGGAAGGCCGCAGGAGUGAAGAAUUUCCUUCAUCGAUCAAACUACAGAAUCAAAGUAAAAAACAAAGCCAAAAACACAAAAUUAUAUAUCCUUCAUUACACCUUUUGUGGUCAUUGGCCUUUGAUUUAUGGAUGACAUACAGACAGAUGAUAAUGCCAAACCCAGCUUUACACAGAUCUUGGUACUCUCAUCUAUUGGGUUGAUAUUUCUCAUAGCAUUGCAUUAUCACCUCAAAAAGAUUCGAGAUCAAAAGAUCAUUCCGCGUUUAAGAUUUUCGCGUGCAGGUCACCCCCCAAAGCUUGAAAGAUUCUCUCAUUACGUAGCUAGGCAAAUGGGGUUCAAGGAUAGGCGAAUCGGUCCUGAUAUAUGUAGAUUGGCUUCUGAAUAUAUAAGCAAAUAUGAGGGGUUUGAAGAUGAUAUAUAUGCCUAUUUUGAGAAUGAACCAGAUGCUGAUUCACUUUAUGUCAAGUUGGUGGAAGAGUUUGAGAGAUGCAUUCUUAGUUACUUUGGAUUUCAUUGGAACCAUUGUGACAUAUUGAUAAGUCAGGUGUUGAGCUCGGACGUUGCCGAGCCAAAAAAAAAGUUAAAGAACAUAGUUAUGGCCGCUACUAGGGAUCAAAGGUUCGAGAGAGUUGCCAAGACUCUGAAGGUGGCUAGUGUUUUUAAUACAUUAGUGGAAGAGAUGAAAGCGAUGGGUAUUGCAGUAAACGAUGACUCUCAAUGUACAGAGGUAAUGGCUCCGGUGGCUCACAGUGAUAGGAGCCCGGUCCUCCUUCUAAUGGGGGGAGGUAUGGGAGCUGGCAAGAGCACUGUACUCAAGGAUAUUCUCAAAGAACCUUUCUGGGCAGGAGCAUCAGGAAAUGCCGUAGUCAUUGAAGCUGAUGCCUUCAAAGAAUCAGAUGUCAUUUACAAGGCACUUCGCUCAACAGGCCAUCAUGACAUGAUUCGAACAGCAGAACUGGUACACCAAUCAUCCACAGAUGCAGCAUCAUCCCUCUUGGUAACAGCACUAAAUGAGGGUCGUGACGUAAUUAUGGACGGCACACUCUCCUGGGUUCCGUUUGUUGUGCAGACAAUAACAAUGGCUAGAAAUGUCCAUCGCCGCCGCUAUCGCAUGGGAGUUGGCUACAGGGUCAACAAAGACAGAACCGUAACCGAAAACUAUUGGGAACGAAUCGAAGAUGAAGAACCUGAACAAGUUGGAGGAAAAAAGAGAAAACCAUAUAGGAUUGAGCUUGUUGGAGUAGUGUGUGAUGCUUACCUUGCUGUUGUUAGAGGCAUAAGGAGAGCUAUCAUGUCUAGAAGAGCAGUGAGAGUAAAAUCGCAAUUGAAAUCCCACAAGAGAUUUGCUGAUGCAUUUAUGACAUACUGUCAAUUAGUAGACAAUGCCCGUCUAUACUGCACAAAUGCAUUGGAAGGCCCGGCCAAGUUGAUAGGAUGGAAAGAUAGAGACAGAACCUUGCUAGUUGAUCCAGAUGAAAUUGACUGUUUGAAGAGGGUUGCGAAGUUAAAUGAAGAUGCCAACUCCAUAUAUGAACUCUACAAACAACCCAACCCAGCUUGUGAAGCUGGAUCCGUAUGGAAAGACAUUGUAUUAUCUCCUUCAAGGUUGAACAUCCAACAAGAGCUCAAAUUUUCAAUCCAAGAAAUUGAGCGCUUGAAAUGAGAACUUCAAGGAGCACAUAAAAAUUCCCGUGAGCGCAUCUUCUCAGACAAGGAUAAUCAGAUGAAAACCAUCAAGAGUACACAAGUAAAGCAUGUUGAAAUUUGUGACAUAAGAUUUUAUGUAUGUUUUAUCAAUGUUAGCUAGUUACCUGUAUAAACAAAGUGUAGCCAGAAUUUUGUAGCAAACUGCUCAUAUGCAGUCAAUAUUUGUAGAGUGCAUACCGCAUAACGGUCAAACUGAUCAAUCAAACAACCUACUUGGAGAAAUUCUUUAAUAAGGGAGGGCUCGCAUAACAAAAGUGGCAUGCAUCUACAGUAGAUAUGUCUCGUUAUUAGAGUAUAUCAGAUUAGAAUCAGUAAAACCGUUAAUUAGUUAGUUACUAUUAGAAUUUCUGAAACUGUAAUUUGCAAUUAUUCAUAGAUGCAGAAAGUAUAGAGAUGUAUGAACAGAAUACUGAAUUAAGCUUCUCAAUUUUUAUUGAAUGAAUUCUAUUACAAUUACAAAUAGAGGAUAAUCAUAUUUAUAGGAUACCUAAAGGAUAGGGAGAGACUGGCUUUAGCCAGUCUACUGAUUGACAUGUGCCAGUCAGUUACUUAUAUCACAGCUUAGUUAGAGAUAUUACAACAGAUUCAGUUACAUAGCUUAACAUAA